GGCCAGUCCAACUCCUAAACCCUAGCCGAACUGGAUGGUGUUGGUGAUAUAGGGUUACCUUUUGGCCACAAACCCUAAUUCCUCUUAUUUGCAGCUGAGGAGGGGAGGGGGAUAGCGAGUGAGAAGGAGAUGGUGUCGCUCAAGUUACAGAAGAGGCUCGCCGCCAGCGUCCUCAAGUGCGGUAGAGGCAAGGUUUGGCUUGAUCCAAAUGAAGGCAAUGAGAUCUCCAUGGCCAACUCUCGUCAGAACAUCAGGAAGUUGGUCAAGGAUGGCUUCAUCAUUAGGAAGCCAACCAAGAUUCAUUCAAGAUCACGAGCUCGUCGCAUGAAGGAGGCGAAGAGAAAAGGGCGUCAUUCUGGAUAUGGUAAACGUAAGGGUACCAGGGAGGCAAGGUUGCCAACAAAGAUUUUGUGGAUGAGGAGGAUGAGGGUGCUUAGGCGUUUGCUUCGCAAGUAUCGAGAGUCUAAGAAGAUUGACAAACAUAUGUACCAUGAUAUGUACAUGAAGGUGAAGGGUAAUGUAUUCAAGAAUAAGCGUGUGUUGAUGGAGAGUAUUCACAAAUCGAAGGCUGAGAAGGCUAGAGAGAAGACAUUAUCUGACCAGUUUGAGGCUAAGCGUGCAAAGAACAAGGCAAGCAGGGAAAGAAAGUUGGCUCGAAGGGAGGAGCGUCUGGCUCAGGGCCCACAGGAGAAAGUUCCCGCUCCUGCAGCACAACCUGCACAGGCAUCAAAGAAAUCCAGGAAAUGAGAUCUAGAAAUGAUAUCUGGAUGGCAAUAUCAGGGAUGAAGAAAGUUGAUGCUUUUAUUUGUCUUAAAGUUUUGUUCUUUGAUCUUUUGCCCUCUUUGAUUUUGUUGGGAGACGGUUAUAUUAAUCUUUAUUCAAGGAUGGUUUUGGUUCU
Messenger RNA from Cynara cardunculus var. scolymus (artichoke), 898 nucleotides. Its product is annotated as 60S ribosomal protein L19-1. The transcript has 5 exons. Gene Ontology annotation, biological process: translation. The record is from RefSeq and is a predicted model, not a curated record. Gene Ontology annotation, cellular component: cytosolic large ribosomal subunit; ribosome. NCBI's taxonomy places the organism in Eukaryota, Viridiplantae, Streptophyta, Magnoliopsida, Asterales, Asteraceae. Gene Ontology annotation, molecular function: RNA binding; structural constituent of ribosome. The coding region runs from base 130 to 747 and encodes 205 amino acids.